Molecule: messenger RNA, 1158 nt
Organism: Teleopsis dalmanni
Lineage: Eukaryota; Metazoa; Arthropoda; Insecta; Diptera; Diopsidae
Product: synaptic vesicle glycoprotein 2B-like
Exons: 6
Coding region: 43-1008 (321 amino acids)
Molecular function (GO): transmembrane transporter activity
Source: RefSeq, a predicted model, not a curated record
CAAUGAUUAAUUAUUGCAGCUGUUGCAUGGUUAGUUCUAUCAAUGGACUGGACAUUACACAUAACUGAUGAUUUUGAUUUCCGACCUUGGCGUAUUUUAAUCCUAUUUAAUUUGUUGCCUGGCUUCAUCGCAUCUUUGGUUUUGACUCAAUUACCAGAAAGUCCAAAAAUGUUACUUGCGUUAAGUAAAGAAGAAGAAGCUUUAAAUGCAAUCAAUUGGAUCUGCAGGCGUAACACUGGGCGUCCAUUAUCGGAUCUAAAAGUUUUUCAUUUAAAAACAGAAUCACAGCCGAUACAAGAAAAUGUACUGAUCAUAAGUAAAUCAGCUUUAACUGCAUUUAAAAAGAUGUGGAGGGAAACGAAGCCACUUUUUAAACGACCACAUGUCCUAAAUUUUAUCAUCUCCUGUGUCGUCAUGUGUGGCGUUUUCUUAAGCUCUACUGGCAUGGGUCUGUGGUAUCCUGAGAUACAAAAUCGUGUGGGUGGAACAAAUGAAAAAUUAACUGUUUGUAAAGUCAUUGAUGCGUCAAUAGAAAAGAAAUCGAAAAUUGGCAACGAAACUUUAUGUGAUGAUACUAUCAACACAAAAAGUUAUAUAGAUUCUAUUACAUAUGGCUUAACGUACGUUGCUGGCUAUAUAAUACUGGGCAUCAUCAUAAACCCUAUUGGCAGAAAAGGUGUGAUGAUUGGUGCCUUAUGUUUAUCCGGUUUGUGUGGUAUUGCGUUAAAUUGGCUAGUACAGCCCAUCAGCAUUGUUGUGGUCUUUUGUUUAUUUUUAAUGUUGCCUGGCUUAUGCAUUUCAGUAUUGAGUGGCGCUGUGGUGGAUUUGGUGCCCACACAUUUGAGGGGUAAAGCGGUUUGCAUUUGUUUAAUGUUGGGACGUUCCGGCAGCGUCAUUGGCAGCAAUAUUAUCGGGGCCCUUCUCGAGUCAUAUUGUGAUUUGACUUUUAGUUUAUUCACCGGCUGUGUACUAUUGUGUGCAGCACUAACGCUGGUUCUGCCCAUAUAAACAUCAUUAUUCGUUUUAUAAUAGCAAACUCUUUAAUUUAAGUAUUACAAUUAAAUUUUUUAUAAUGUUAACAAAUUUAUAAUUAAGUUAAAAAUAAAGAGAGUGCAAUGCACUCAUAAAUUAUGCACGUUUAUUGUGUGUGUAAAAAUA